This is a messenger RNA of Cimex lectularius (bed bug), 1335 nucleotides long. Its product is annotated as protein LSM12 homolog A-like. The transcript is spliced from 3 exons. The coding region runs from base 687 to 1199 and encodes 170 amino acids. The record is from RefSeq and is a predicted model, not a curated record. NCBI's taxonomy places the organism in Eukaryota, Metazoa, Arthropoda, Insecta, Hemiptera, Cimicidae.
GGCAAGAUCAUCUGCAUUUGAUUGUAACAACUAUACCGAACGAUUUUUCCAUACAGAUUUACGUGAUAUUUUGUUUGAUAUAAUCUAGUGAAUGACCUUUGUCGUUCAUAGGUUUUCCCGCUUGGCCAUUUUAAAUCAAAAGAUAAAUGAACUUUCGCCAUUCAUUAAGCAUACUUAUCGGCUUAUAAGUCUCUCUGAGAUAAGAUAUCGACUGACCGCCCAUCUGUACAGCCCUUUGGUAACCUUACAGUUGGCCUUAAGUUUAUCCAACAGAAUUUUAUAUCUUAGUGACUUGUGAUGAGAUACCGGUUUGUCCGGGGUACUUUGUGUUUUUAAAAACUGAGGUUACUGUAUCGUAACUUGUUUGAUCUUUCGGCAGCCAUAUUUAAGAUGGCGUGGCGGAAUUCAUUUUUCAGUAGAGUAUGAACGAGAAGACGUGAAGGUAACUUGAGUGGAAUUUAUAUUGUUUACCUUAUUAUUUUUCAAUCAUUGUGUCGGCCUUCCGGCCGGAAGGUGACAUUGCUCGUUGGAAGUUUAGGCAAAAUUAUCCAGUAAAUCAAAUUCCUUUUGUUCCCGUUUAUGAUUUCCAAUGAAAAAUAGUAUUUUAAUCAUGUGGUAGGCGCGUAACCAUGUGUAUGUAACGGCAAAUAUCGUUGUUGCGGAGAAAAAAAUCAAAUCUUGAAACAAUGUCAGAGAACGAGGAGCAUUUUACAAUCGGGGAUGUGAUCGAGGUGGUCAGCAUGGAGAACGAAACGAUCAAAGGGGCGGUGGAGAAUUUCGACUGGAACACCGGGCUGAUGGUGCUCAAGAACACAUCCAAAAUCCCAAAGUACGGCAACUUCUGCGUCCUAGACCUGAACUUCGCCAAAAGCGCCAUCUUGAAGAGUGUCAACGGGAACAAGCUGGCCAAGGAGCUCGACCUCUGCCUCCUCCUACCUGAAAACGACCAGAAGUGCGGCUACACCAUCCGGAGAGGAUCUUCACCGAGGGGCGUCCUCCUCUUCAAAUCCCUCAAAAGGCUCAUCGACGACGUCUCUUGGCGCGGGGCGAACAUCCUGGUGCUGCACGAGGUCGUCGUCAGUCCUCCCUACGACACGUCUUGCAUCACAGGCGACGGCAGGUGCAUCCCCUUUGUCCAGAGGAUCAUACAAAACAUCGUGGCAUCCGAGGAGAAGAAGCCAAAAUACGGAAACAUGUAGAUCCGUUUACUUCACUUACCGAAAGGCUGGACUUACCUAUUUUAUAAAAAGCUUUGGCUACAAGAAUAAUUUUUCAUUUAUAAUAAAUUUGAAGCAAGACAUGGUAUACCAGCAGAAUUCAUUUAAAUUUAAUUUA